AUGUCUUCGAUUGCUGCUAUGGCUUCCCGCCGGGCUCUGGCUCGCCAGCCCAUCUUCCGCGCUCCUCCGCGCCGCUUCAUGUCCUCCAAGGUCGAGGAGGCCGGUCUCGACAAGGCCCCCAAGAGGGACCCCGAGCUCUACGUUCUGCUUGGUGUCAUGUCCGGUGCCCUCGGAAUCGCUGGCUGGUACUUCGGCACCAAGCCCACCUCCGUGAGCUCCGAGUCCAACGUCCGCAUCGGCGAUUCCGCCAUGCCUUGGCACGCCACUUCUGAGGAUGGCAAGAUGUACAAGUACCAGUAUCACCCUCACGGCGACAAGAACCAGCCCCUCCGCGCCGCCCCUAGCGCCAUGAACACUGUCAUUGUCCCCAAUGUCACUUUGCCCGAGGACCUCCACGAGAAGUUCAACAAGUACGGCAAGGAGGAGUGGGACUACUAA
Penicillium maclennaniae is the source of this 438-nucleotide messenger RNA. RefSeq lists its product as uncharacterized. Lineage: Eukaryota; Fungi; Ascomycota; Eurotiomycetes; Eurotiales; Aspergillaceae. The record is from RefSeq and is a predicted model, not a curated record. The coding region runs from base 1 to 438 and encodes 145 amino acids. The transcript is spliced from 4 exons.